Molecule: messenger RNA, 702 nt
Organism: Punica granatum (pomegranate)
Lineage: Eukaryota; Viridiplantae; Streptophyta; Magnoliopsida; Myrtales; Lythraceae
Source: RefSeq, a predicted model, not a curated record
AUGCCAAGACAAGUGUUUGAUGUGCAGGCAUACAGCAGCAGGGCUGCAUGCUCUAUGAAACUGGGGGAAUUCUCAGAGGCAAUGAAAGAUGCGGAGAAGUGUAUCGAGCUCGAACCAAAGUCCUCCACGGGGUAUAGGAGAAAAGGCGAUCUCCUGUUUCACAUGGAGGAAUAUAACUUAGCUACUGAGACUUACCUGCAAGGGCUGCAUUAUGAUCCUUCAGAUUUGCAAUUGUCUGAUAGUUUGAUAAAGUGUGUGAAAAGACUUAAAGCGGCAGAUUCCAUGGAAGAAUUGGAAGAGAGUGAGGCAAUGAUGAGGCAGUUCCCGAACCCAGUCCUGAUCCAAAGAAGGGCACUGUAUCUGCUCCAGCGGACGUGGAACAAGGAGAAGUCAUCGAUGAACAAUGUUAUAAAUGCAAGUAAACCCACAAAAAAAAAAGAAAGACUGAAAUCUCAGGCCCAAAGUGGUGGCUGGCUCAAAGCCGAGGCUGAGGUAGAAGAGGAAGGAAGGAGCCACAGCCCCUCCUCAGUUCACAAGAAACAGCAAGUCGGAGGGGAACGACAAGCGGAGAAAGGCAGAAGAGAAUGGCUCAAGCACUGGCGACCCCCGUGGCUCCUUCGCUCUCCCUCGUCUGCAACCCCUCUAGAAGCUCUGGUUCCUCCUCCACCCUUCUCCCCUUCCUUUGACGAGCAUCAUCGCUGA